Messenger RNA from Xyrauchen texanus (razorback sucker), 852 nucleotides. RefSeq names its product thiosulfate:glutathione sulfurtransferase. Gene Ontology annotation, molecular function: thiosulfate-cyanide sulfurtransferase activity. The transcript has 4 exons. The record is from RefSeq and is a predicted model, not a curated record. NCBI's taxonomy places the organism in Eukaryota, Metazoa, Chordata, Actinopteri, Cypriniformes, Catostomidae. Gene Ontology annotation, cellular component: mitochondrion. Bases 284 to 634 code for a protein of 116 amino acids.
AAGACUUCCACCGUCAAUCACAGUGACAAACAACCUGAUCCAGGUAGAGCUGCACACGUCAACGUGUCUCUAAUUAUGUUCUCUCAAAAUAUGUGGAUUUAAUUUAAUCAGAUAUUGGAAGAUUGAAUUGCAUUUGGUCAUUUUUGUAAGAAACAACUUCAUUUGAGUCCGUAAUUUAGUGUCUUCGUUGUCAGGUAAAGUAAUUUUUUAUUAUAAGGACUAGACUUAGUUCGGAAAGCCAAAGUCCAACUUCCAAUGUAUUAUCUCUACUUGAUAGUCAACGAUGGAUGGCGUACUGCAAAUUGUGACAUACGAACAGCUCAAAGCUAUGUUGGCCAAUCACAGCGUACAGCUAUUUGAUGUCCGGAAUCCAGAUGAAUUCCAGGCUGGCCGAAUUCCUGAUUCCACCAACAUUCCAUUGGGACAGCUUGAGGAGUCCCUGAAGCUACCACCACAGCAGUUUGAAGUGCAGUUUAAGGUGAAGGCCCCGAAAAAGGAAGAUGAUAACAUAGUUUUCCACUGCCGGAGUGGGAAAAGGAGUUUGUCUGCUCUUGAAAUUGCUCAUCGUCUUGGAUUCAUUAAGGCACGGCAUUAUGCAGGUGGAUACAUUGAUUGGGAAGCGCAUGAGAAGUAACAGUAUCGAGCAGUUCAACUCUACUCUAAUUUUAGAUUUGAUAUCAUAUCAACUUCAUAUCACUCUAUUAUCAAUAUUAAUCUGAUAUUAUAAUAUGGACUAAAUGAAAGAUGUAAAGAAUUGGAAUGACUCUGUGUAUUAAAAUCAUUAUUAAUGUAAUUUUAUAAUGACUCAUAAAUUAUUAUAACCAAUAAAGCAUUGUUAAAUAAACUGCAGUA